AUCUUUUCUCACCAGUUUCUUCUUCUUCAUGCCCAAAGACUUGAACUUUGUUGCCGAGUCUUCGCCGCGUUAUAUUCUUCUCCUUUGAUCCUUCGUCUUGUCUUCUGAAUUUCCUUAAAAGCCCAAUCUUUGUUUCUGGGUUUUCAGUUCGUCCUUUCCAGGAAAAGAUUUCUUCAAUAGCAGUUCCUGGAACAGAAUCAUUUGUCUGAAGCAACUGAGUUCUGUAGUAAUAUUCUGAAAUCAUGUUUGGAUUGAAGAAAUCUCCUGCAAGGAUUCCUAAGCACAAGUCAGUUGAUCCUGGAUUCGCCCCGUCUUCCAAAGCAAACCCUUUCGAUUCGGAUGAUGAGUUCGACAAUAGACAAACCCUAAAACCCUCGAAGAGGACUUCCUCUGACCCCUCUCUAGCCGCAACGAGUUUCGGCACAAACCCUUUUGACGACGAGCAGGUUGAGACAGAACACGCUCCGUCGAAGAAUCCGUUAACUCGGGAUGCCAAGAACAUGUACAAGACCGAUUUCUGUGAUUCGGGAGGCGUGGAAAACCAGUCGGUUCAGGAGCUCAAGAACUAUGCUGUGUACAAGGCCGAGGAGACGACGAAAACUGUAAAUGGGUGUCUGAGGAUAGCUGAAGACAUAAGGUCAGAUGCUACAAGAACUUUGGUCAUGUUACACGAGCAGGGUGAACAGAUCACAAGGACACACCACAAGGCUGUUGAGAUUGAUCAUGAUCUGAGUCGGGGCGAAAAGCUUCUUGGAAGCCUCGGAGGCAUGUUUUCAAGGACUUGGAAGCCAAAGAAGACUCGCCCCAUAACCGGCCCCAUUGUAACUAGAGAUGAUUCGCCAAAGAGAAGAGCUAACCACAUAGAGCAGAGGGAAAAGCUUGGAUUGAACGCUCCGCCCAAGGCGCAAUCAAGAACCCGUUCUCCUCUUCCCGAACCAACCGAUGCCUACCAGAAAGUAGAGGUGGAGAAAGCAAAGCAAGAUGAUGCGCUUUCUGACCUGAGUGAUCUGCUUGGUGAUCUGAAGAACAUGGCUGUUGAUAUGGGAUCUGAAAUCGAAAGGCAAAACAAGGGACUGGAUAAUCUUCAAGACGACGUGGAUGAGCUGAAUUUCCGAGUGAAGCAAUCAAACCAACGAGGCCGACGCUUGCUCGGGAAGUAGAAUGGUCAUCGAGUUCUUGCCGAGCUCUUGCUCUUCACUUCGUUUGUUCUGUCUGUGACUGUCUCUCGCUCUUUGGGUUCUCUCUGUUGUUCAGAUUCUCUGUGCUUUUCCUUUUAUCUGUCUGAAAAUGUUGUGAACGUAAUCUCAGGAGCCUCACAGACACCUGCGUUUGGCUCUUGUCUAAUAGCAUGAGAAGGAUUCUUCAUGAACA
Tarenaya hassleriana is the source of this 1371-nucleotide messenger RNA. Its product is annotated as SNAP25 homologous protein SNAP33. The transcript has 6 exons. Gene Ontology annotation, molecular function: SNAP receptor activity. NCBI's taxonomy places the organism in Eukaryota, Viridiplantae, Streptophyta, Magnoliopsida, Brassicales, Cleomaceae. Gene Ontology annotation, cellular component: plasma membrane; SNARE complex. The coding region runs from base 243 to 1160 and encodes 305 amino acids. The record is from RefSeq and is a predicted model, not a curated record.